GCUUGCAACCGCCGUGAGCGGCAUACCAGUGUUUAUUGGUAACCGGUAGGCUACUCCGGAGCCCUCAGCGGAUGUCCACUGUCACCGUGUGUACGUGAUGAGGGACGACGGGUUUGAAACACACCUCUGGGGUGGGGGAUCUGCUGGUAGCCAGCACCAAUCUGAGAAGGGUAGAAGGAGGGGGCGGGAAGGUUAGUUUGAAGAGGGCAGGCUUUCCACGAUGACAGCGCUUUCCCUCUCAUCAUUUCCCCGUAACAAAAAAAAAACACUUCAAAAUCCAGUGGAAUAAGAAUUGACGGAGAAAUCAGUUGGGCCAAAACAGCGCCGAUUGACGGAAAGAAAAUCAAAAAGUCGGAAGAAAAUAAGAGCAGGAAGAAACGUUGUUUUCUGGGUUUUGGGCCGUAGUUUGAGAUGGCUGCCACUCUCCGGAAACUUGCAGUAUUUGUGUCAGGCAUGUGGAUCUGCCUCCUGCUCCUCAACCCCUUUCCACAAACCGGGGCAGUGGUUGGGCACAGAGAGCCGUUGCCUGACGACAGUAGAGACAACAUCACCAUUUUCACCCGGAUCCUGGACAGACUGCUGGAUGGCUACGACAACCGCCUGCGCCCCGGGCUGGGAGCAGAGAGUGUGACGGAGGUGAGGACAAAUAUCUACGUGACCAGCUUUGGACCGGUGUCAGACACAGACAUGGAGUACACCAUCGAUGUGUUCUUCCGUCAAAGCUGGAGGGAUGAGAGGCUGAAGUUCGACGGGCCCAUGCAGGUCCUGCCUCUUAACAACCUCCUGGCCAGUAAGAUCUGGACUCCAGACACCUUCUUCCACAACGGGAAGAAAUCUGUGGCCCACAACAUGACCACGCCCAACAAACUCCUACGACUGGUGGACAACGGUACCCUGCUUUACACUAUGAGGCUGACCAUCCAUGCUGAGUGUCCCAUGCACUUGGAGGAUUUCCCCAUGGAUACACACGCCUGUCCUCUGAAGUUUGGAAGCUAUGCAUAUACCAACAACGAAGUUGUCUAUAUCUGGACCAAAGGAGAUGAAGAUUCUGUAGUCGUAGCGAAGGAUGGUUCAAGGCUAAACCAGUAUGAUCUACUAGGCCACGAUAUUGGGAAAGAAUCCAUGAGUUCCAGCACAGGAGAAUAUGUAGUGAUGACAACGUAUUUCCAUUUGAAAAGGAAAAUUGGCUAUUUUGUGAUUCAAACCUACCUCCCGUGCAUCAUGACUGUCAUCCUGUCUCAGGUCUCCUUCUGGCUAAACAGAGAGUCGGUUCCCGCCCGCACUGUAUUCGGGGUCACAACAGUUCUGACCAUGACAACCCUGAGUAUCAGUGCCAGGAACUCCCUGCCCAAGGUAGCCUAUGCUACAGCUAUGGACUGGUUCAUGGCAGUAUGCUAUGCCUUUGUUUUCUCCGCCCUGAUAGAGUUUGCCACAGUUAACUACUUCACCAAGCGCAGCUGGGCAUGGGACGGCAAGAAGGAGGCCCAGGAGAUGAGGAGAAGAGAAUCUGCCUCCCUUUCCAAAAAGGCCAAUAACACAUUCAACAUUGUCGGAACUACCUACACCAUCAACGUGGUAAAGGACCCAGGUUUAACCACCGUCUCAAGGAGUGCCACCAGAGCUACACACCACCACCACCACCACAGCCACAAGGUCCCUAAAAUGGACGACUCAUACGUUGAAGCCAUAAAGUCCUACAACCGCGUCAGCAGAGUGGACAAGAUCUCACGCAUCAUCUUCCCGGUGCUGUUCUUCAUCUUCAACCUGGUCUAUUGGGCCACGUACAUCAACAGCAAGCCGCGCGCCAUCCUCUCCCCCAGGUCCACCACCCACAAUUAAAGUCUCCCCGACAAACUAUUAGGCUGAGGUGGCAGGAGGCCAAGAGAUCCACGACAUGUUAUUGUAUCAUUGUUUUGGACUUCAUUUUGAUAUUUGCAAGUCUCAAUAGGUCAAAGACAAACAUUCUCUUAGAUUUGUAUGUACAUAGUCAAACUAUAAAUGCUCAUUUGUUGUUUCCUGAUUAUCUGUUUCUUUGAUAGAAUAGCCGGAUGGUGUUUUGGAUAUGCUUUCUCUUCAUUCUGACAUGAUAAGGGGGAGCAUGUGUUUGAAUCCUUCAUGUUAGCUCAUUACAGAGGAUCAGGUCCUGGUGCAUCACACACACACACACACACACACACACACACACACACACACACACACACACACACCAUUCACUCUGAAUUGUGUCAGAAUGCAGCAAGGAGAGCCAUUGGCUUAUUGUCGCUAUGGUGGGCUCUUAUAGCCAGGGGCAGCCUGUACAGUUCCAUUGGAACAUCAUUAAUAAUCCUCAGUGUCUGCCCUUCUGCUAGCGCUGAAUCUCAACAGACCCAACGCAAUAUCAUCUGGAAUUGCUUUUGUGUCCUAUGGGCCUGCCUGUGCAUUUUCCAGUCCAGUGACUUUUAUUGUUUUAACAGGCUGAGUAUGCUCAAAGAGAAAGAAGCCGUGUGCCUUUUUGAAUACCCACAUCUUUAAGAUAAAGCAUUUGGCACACGCAAACACACACACACACACGUAUACACAAGCACACUGGUGUCCAUAUGGUUUGGGCCUGUGUGCGGAAGCUCCCCCUUCUCUCCCUCCUCGUACAGCCCAUGGUCACCGGUGGACAUGGUCAGCGAGGGUAAAAUCUCUAAAGCAUGGAUGAAACGUAAUCCUAAUAUGACUGAUGCAGCAUUAUAAAAUAUUCUCUAUAUACAUUGUCAUGUAUUGGCUUACAGUGGUCAGGCUCUGUCAUAGUAUUCGGACACCAUUACCUCAGACUGAAGUCUAAUAUAGAUAACAGUUCAUUUGUAUAGUAAGGCAUUCAUUGGUUAAUUUAUUCAACCAUGUUCUAUCUAUAGUAAAUAUUCUUGACUUUUCAGUUAAUAAUGGAUGUUUUCUGAUGAAAGCUUUGACCCUUGUGCCUGUUCGUAUUGUUUUUUUUCUCUCCAUGGGAUUAUGAUACAAGUUUGAGGCCCCAUUUAGAAAAAGACCACUUAUUUUUUAAGAUACUCGUUUCCAUGUUGUCAUUCCCAUUCUAUACAUUCGGUUUUAUUUGUGUGUACAGGGAUGGGCAAAAAUAAAAUAAAAAUACAAUUGCAUAAUACAUUUUCAAAGUACCAUAAAGAUCAAUGUAUCAAAAUAAACUACAAAAUACAUGUAUUUUGUGUUUUAAAAUACAGAAAUAUAUUUGCAAGUAGCUGGCCCGAAGAGCAAUAACAUUCUCAGUAACGAUUACAGAAACAUAUGACUUGCUAUAACUGUAAUAUGUUGUUGUUUAUCUACCUUAGUUGAAUACACUGACUGUAAGUCACUCUGGAUAAGAGUGUCUGCUAAAUGACCAAAAUGUAAAUGUAUUUAUGAAAAUGAACAUGUCAAACGGAACUGCAAAGCACACUUGGUAUUAUUAUUAUCAUUGUGUCGGGCGGAGCUCAUUAUAAUAAUACCCAGCAUGCUUUGCAAUUGUCCAUUUUUACAUUUACAAUUAUAUUUAGUUCAUUUAGCAGAUGCACUUAUCACACCAUAGUGCCAUCAGACUUCUGAUACCAAUUCAGGGGAGAGGGGGCUACAACAUUGUGAACUGCUAUUAAAAAAAAUGGUAUAGAAAAGUAUUUGUAUUUAGAAAAUACUUAUUACAGCUCUCAAAAGUAACUUCUUACAAAAUACAUUGGAGUGUAGUUCAGCCCAGUGUAAUACAAAUGACAAAAUACUCAGAAGUGUUAAGGUCAAAUAUGUUGUGCUCAAAUCAUACAGCCUGUACAUGGCGAUGAUAAUAGCUGCUGUGAAAGUAAUGACGUUGCACAGGACUUUUCCCAUGGGUUUCCAGGGAGUUCUGUGAGUGCUUAAGCAGAUGACUUUUCCAGAACCCAAAAUAUGUUCUCAACCAUCUCUCAAACCAAGACUACGUUCAAAGGAGAAACGCCUUUCAAAUGGAUAGAAUGGGAACUAUUUUAUUGUGACUUCUCUGAAAGUGUGUUAAAAAACACAAACCAUGUACAAUGUAUCAAACAUAUGCAUGACAAUCUGUACAUGUGGAAGUCUGCAACCUCCAGUAAAUGCUGUUUGCCAUAUUGAACUGUAAGGCUUUAGUAUCAGUGUUUCAGUUGCUAACUAAGAUACUGUGUAGUAUUCCAUCUCUGUUGGAGCUGGGGGUUGUCCUUCUAGCAGGGCCAGGGGUUGAUAGCUACAGGAAGGACACUUAUCAUCAUAAAAUCGGAUAGGAAAUAUAUUUAUAUAUGAAUACAUACAUAGUAAAUAUAUUUAUGCUAAUUAACACAUGCAAUAUAAGACAUUAUAUACAUGUUAUAUAUGAUAUAGCCUAUACAGUAUCGUGGGUAGAAAGCAGUAGAGAAACAAAUAGACACAUGAAUACAAUAUUUAAACUAAGGACAAAUACUUUAAUUACAACACAAAAUAGUAAUUUGUGAAUUUUGUAGAUAUUGUGAAUCCAACUGUAAUAGAGCGUUUGUGAAAUAUAAUUAAGUCAGGUUUCCUAUUGAUCAGUCUUGCAGUCUUACUGUACAUUCAGCUCUAAAACACCAUCAAUGCUAUGGGAGAUUGCCAUUGGUGUAGCCCAAAGGCCGGCAGAUGGCGAUAUUGAGUCGUUUUAUCUUAACGUCCAAAGGGAAUGUAUGCAGCCGGUUAUAUACUCGUAUCCCUCGUGGACCGGUUCGAACAUAAAACAUUCUCCAUUCAGGCUGCAAACUUGAGUUAAUGACAAGAAGGUGGGAUUAAAACAUGGAAAAAUGUGCAUACUUUAUGAAACACCAUUUUCCAACACCAUGCUACUUCCUGCGAUCAGACCAAGGGUAAACAACAGAUUGCUGCAACUUGAUUGGCUGAGCACUUUGGGCUAACAUGGGUGAUGCUUGGCGUCUGACAUCUUGGCUUCUUAGCAAGAUGAAUACUUUGCAUGCCCUUUUCAUACCUAACUGAACGAGCAGAUGCCUUGUCUACAAGUGAUGCUGCUCUACACACUGUACUCUGUUCUCCAUUCUAACUGCACUGAGGGAGUGGAGACCUCCACAAAGAGAGCUCCCGGAUUACUAUGGACUCUGGAAGUAGCUCUCUUUACUGGCCAUGCUAGUCGUUGCAAUCCCAUGUUGAAGUGUCUCUCCCCUGUCUCUCAAUGACAGGACCCUGGGUGUUGGAGAGCCAUUUCUGUAUAUUGUCUACUCGCCGCUUGGCAAAUAACAAAUAGCAGUUGGGAUUUCAAGGACAUUGCAUGUGGACACAAAAAAAGUUUAGGGAAAUAAUCUGCCCAAGAAAAAUCCACCCAAGUAAUUUGGUUUGUUUUGACAUGUGGAUCAUUGAAACAUCAAUCUUGUGCCUCUUGGUAGUUACCUCUGUCACGUGGGAAGUGCUCUAGCGCAUGCUAGUAAUUUUGUUUGCAGUGUUGACACUGCGAUUCAAUGCAAAAAGGUUGCACGACGGAACGAGGAAAUCCUAUAGGGGACAGGGCACGGCCUGCACAAUCUGUGUUGCAAUGCUUGAUAGCACCAAGGAACAGUCAACUGAAACUUGGAGUGUCAUUUCUGUGAGGUACUGUAUACAAAUGCAAGCACAGCAGAUGCAGCUUAUAGACAUGAUUCAGUAGUGUCCACACUUUUUAUUUAGUGGAGAAUGUAGGGGGUCAUUGUGAAUCACCUCACAGAUUAAAUAUAGUCAUGAUCCACUGGGCAAAAACUGGGUGAAUCAACGUUGUUUCAAAGUAAUUUGUCAACGUAAUUUGUAUUGUGACGUGGAAAAUACAUUGGAUUUCAAAAAAGUACAGUUUUCAUCUCAUUUCAACCAGCUUAGGUAAACAUUGAAAUUAGGGUAAAACUUCAACUUAAAUACUUUGACUUAUCUGACUAACAGGUUGUUACAUGUAAUUUCAACAUAAUCAUCAGAACUAUGUAUAGAUUGAAAUUGCAUUGAAAAUAUUUUUCAUCCUAUAUUAAAUAUAGUGAGUGGUUGAAUUACAUAUUUGAUUAGACAUAUUUAAUUUGACCUUGUUUCAAUAGUAAAAUAGUAUGUUUGAAUAAACAUAAUUAACCGAAAUAAAGAACUACCUCUAUAUUGAAAUAAAAGGUGAAGCCACAGUCUGCAUGAACAGUGCCUCCUAGUGGUGUACGAGAGGUAAUACAGCUCAGACGGAACAAGUCUACCAUCCAGAUGCCCAUCUCUGUGUAUGCUGCUUAGCUUUGGAAACAAGCUAUGCUCUGUUCAGCUGAGCUAUCAUGUCAACACAUUCAGACCUCGAUCAACUUCUAUACUCAUUUGUGUAGACUACCUAAAUGAUAUUGACUAGUUUAACUUUUAUUACACUAGCUGUAUGUGAAAGUAAAUUCGGAGUGAGGUGCCCAAAGGACAUUUAAAGAUGCAUUUAAAGGACAUUUAAAGAUGUAUUUAAAGUGCAUUUAAAGAUUGAUUUCAUUCCAGUGCUAAUCUUUAACUUAGAUUUUAUGGUUGAGAUGGAGAAGUGAAUCCAACAUAUCAGUCGUUAAUUUGAAGACAAACUGGAUGUUGAAUUGUCCACACAACCAAAUAUCAACAUUUGAAGGAGAUAUACAGUAUCUUCUACUUGGAUAGUAUAUAUUAUGAAAAACACAAAUACAAGACCAUAUCCAAAGGUAAAAGUUUAUGAUUAAUGUCAUGAAUUUAGCAUCCUAUUUAAAGGGCUAAUGGUAACUACAUUCUAAACUUCCAAAGAUCCAAUCAACCAUGGACGAAUAAUGGUAUACUUAGCUUCAUGUUGACAACUAGGUAGCUAGCUACACACACUCGACUGGUGACCGCAUCUCUCAAGCCAUGCAUGUUUGGAUACCAAGUGCACAAUCUCUGUGCAGGGCAGACUAGGAAAAAGGCUCAUCCGGAUGCGUGCACGCUGCGUACAGGGCAGAUCAACAGGUGCAAACAACAGACGGGGUGGAAGGGGGCGAACUUGACGACGACUUGCGGGUAGUGGAUUCCAAACAACAAUGACUUUUAAAAAAUGAUCAUUUGGGGGGAAAUUAUACCACCACCGAAUAGGGCACGUUGGAGACUGGAAGGGAAAAAGGGGGCAUGUGCUUUGCACAGGUAGAGCUCAAACUGUAUAUGUGCCUGUGUACCAGUAGGAGUCACUGUUCAGGCAGGAAUUGUUAGGCUGUGGCUUCACAUUUUAUUUCAAUAUACCUCAUUAUUUAGGUUGAUGGCAUGACAUUGAAACAAUGACGUUGAUUCGAACAUACCAUUUUACUAUCAACAUUGAAACAAGGUCUAAUCAAAACUGGCAAAUCAAAUAUGAAAUUCAACAUCAUUUUAACCACCCAAUAUAUAGUAUGAAAAAUAUCUUUAACAUUUCCAUGUGAAAUGUUCAAUGCAAUUUCAAUUUAUAUGCUACAUAGUUCUGAUGAUUAUGUUGAAAUUAGAUUGAUGUAACAACCAGUUAGUCAGGUUAAGUCAAUGUAUUUAAGUUGAAGUUUGGCCCUAAUUUCAAUGUUUACUAUGCUGGUUGAAAUGAGAUGAAAACAGUACUGGUUGAUUACUUUUUUCAAAACCAAUGUAUUUUUUUACGUUGGUCACACAUCACAAUACGUUGACAAAUGACAUUGAAACAAUGUUGAUUCAACCAGUGUUUGACCAGUUGGUGGGCAAUAGGACCAGAAUGUAGAUGUCUGCCUAAAUAUGUACCCUUUAACCAUUUUUUGCCUCUGCCAUACAGUAUGUAUCCAUUAUUUUCAGAUUAUUUGCUGUGCCAAAUGACCUUUUCGAAAAAAAAGAGUAAAGAAAUCAUGUGCCCAAGGAUGUUGCAUGGUUUCAUGUUUUGCUCUCAGAGAGAUUGAGUUUGGCAUUGAAAAUGUCUGAAGGGCGUUGAUUAAGACACAAUUUGUUGAAGCAGGCGUGUUGUGUGGGAGAUUACAUUUUGUAUAGACAGACCCUGACCCGUUUAACAUGCAUCGAGGUGGUGAUGAUGGACAUUUUCCAUAUGAUGCUGCAACAGCUGACCCAUUCGCCUCAGUAAAUGAUUUAAUGUCAGGACCAAAACACUAUUCAAUAUUGCAUCACUUGAGAUGCUCAGCUAGACCACUUGCUGUAUCAGAAAAUUGCUUAGGAUAUUCAAGUGACUCUACCAUGCAUCCUGCUGUAGGAGCCGUAUACCACAGUUUGGAACUGGGCACAAACAGUAGUUUGUCAGUCAAGACAAACAGAACAUCAAUGUCAUUCUAUGGUGGUUCACUUCCUGUCUAGUAUUGAAUAGUAUAAAGAGGUGGACUGUGUAGUCCAUUAUAUUUAGAGCCAAAUAACAUCUCUUUUUUUUUCUCUGCCCGCAUUAGAGAAAAUUAGAAUGUGUGAAAAAUGGUCCCAUGAAUAUUUGAGGUUAUAGCCUAGAAUAGUUUUGACUUUAAAUUGGUUAGGUUGCUUGUGCCUGCUACGUUAAAAUAUUUAUAAUAUUUAUACAUUUAGUAUACGAGUUUUAUUCAUAACCACUGUUCUCUGAGUGUACUAAGUUUUAAAUUGGUGUGCUGCACUGUGGAUGCUGCACUGUGGAUGCUGCACUGUGGAUGCUGCACUGUGGAUGCUGCACUAGCUCUGUGAAUCCAAAGUUAAUAAAGCCAAACACAUUUGACAACUUUCAUCACAGUAGCCUAGUUUCAGGAAUCAGUGCGCUUUGCAUAUUUAACCUGUGUGGAAACCUGCGGCUUCUGUGGAAGCUUUUGUUGCACUGUGCUCUGUCCUGCGGUACUUAACGAUACACUUAUCAAAUAUAGAAUUAUAAAAAUGGUCAGCACCCAGCAUAUCUGAUGCGAUCUGAUCAUAUUGUUCAUUUUGAAGGCAGCGUGUCUGCGAGGAGGUUUAUUUCACCUUUCGCUGUUUUAAAGACUGUAAUGAUGACGUCAAUCUGUCAGAGAUGUUUUUUUUGUUGUUGUAGAAACCUGACUUUGAAAGUGUUCAUUUUUCUCUCUGUUGUGAAAGUUUGUUUGUGGGGCUGAUGACAAUACAGAAAUGCUGUUUUAAACCUCCCUUUGUCUAGGUUUUGCUGUUCUUUAUGUUAAAUAAAGGUACAGUACUUUCAUUUGCUGCUUGCUUUUCAGUUGUCUUUGUGAAAGUGAUUGAAUAAACGAUUGAAUGCUGCAACCCCAUUCUCCUUUUCAGCUGUUGACAUUAGUAUUAAUUGGUGACUAUGUACUUCAUAUAGGCAUAAUGCAUUGGUUAUGAAGUGUCUAUGCAAUCCUCACAAUGGGCCCUUAACUGAGGGAUUCUCCAUGUUUUCUGUUGGGAAGAAGUGUUUGAGUGUCUAGACUGAUGAAAUAUGUAUUAUUGCGAUGUCCUAUUCUUUUUGAGCCCAGUGUGUGCACUGCCUUCACAAUGAGCAGCAUUGAGGAUCUGUGUGCUUGGGUGUAUAUGGACCGCAUCCAUCUUUAAAAAGGUGUGGACCUUCUGAAGCCUCUCUGCCCAUCACUCACCUCAAAUAAAUUCUA
Messenger RNA from Oncorhynchus tshawytscha (Chinook salmon), 9464 nucleotides. RefSeq names its product gamma-aminobutyric acid receptor subunit alpha-3. The transcript is spliced from 10 exons. Bases 412 to 1839 code for a protein of 475 amino acids. Lineage: Eukaryota; Metazoa; Chordata; Actinopteri; Salmoniformes; Salmonidae. Gene Ontology annotation, biological process: gamma-aminobutyric acid signaling pathway; regulation of postsynaptic membrane potential; nervous system process. Gene Ontology annotation, cellular component: postsynapse; neuron projection; GABA-A receptor complex. Gene Ontology annotation, molecular function: GABA-gated chloride ion channel activity; benzodiazepine receptor activity; GABA-A receptor activity. The record is from RefSeq and is a predicted model, not a curated record.